GAUAUGGUGAACAACGACCUCGGUGAAGAGGAUAUCGAGGAGGUGCUCGAGAGUCAUAAUCGUUAUCGCGUUGUCAUUGCGAACGGCAAGGAGAGUCGCGGAAAUCCCGGGCCGCAGCCCGCCGCAAGGACCAUGAUGGAAUUGAUCUGGGACGACGAACUUGCCGUUAUAGCUCGUCGAUGGGCGCUGCAGUGCAAGCUCCUCGAGAAGGAUCAGUGCCGAGAUGUUGGCAAGUAA
This is a messenger RNA of Atta colombica, 237 nucleotides long. RefSeq names its product venom allergen 5 2-like. The record is from RefSeq and is a predicted model, not a curated record. The transcript is spliced from 2 exons. Bases 4 to 237 code for a protein of 77 amino acids. Lineage: Eukaryota; Metazoa; Arthropoda; Insecta; Hymenoptera; Formicidae.